This is a messenger RNA of Symbiodinium sp. CCMP2456, 1986 nucleotides long. NCBI's taxonomy places the organism in Eukaryota, Dinophyceae, Suessiales, Symbiodiniaceae. The record is from the annotation of a GenBank genome assembly.
AUGAGCACGCCGCCGACCCACAGCUAUGGAUCCUAUGCUUCGAACUCCUCCGCCGGGCAGCUGCCGGUCAUGCUUGGGCGGAAGCCGCAGGAUGUCAAGCUGGAGCCAAAGGGCGGCGAGGAGAAGAGGGGUCGCGACGACGUUCGCCGGAUGAGCACCAAGAAGCGCGGUCUGGACUCGAAGCCGACGUUGAACUUCAAACUGGCAGAGGAAGAGCUUGUCUUCGGACAGGUCUACAUAGCUUUGCAUCUGACCCGCGGAAUUGACCAUGCGGAUGUUCGGACAAAGGAUAGCUUCUACAUCGUGGGAAAUCGGAACCAGAUCCUUUCCUUGAAUGCCGUGUGGUUGGAUAAGGAACAGCUCACCACCCUCUGCAAGGACGUGAAGCGGCUGGGAGCCAAGCUCCAUCUCUUCGAAGCUGAGCCGUACGCCUUGUGCAAGAAAGAGAAGUACAUCCCGCUAUGUAUGUUUGUCAUCACAUGCCUCCUUACAAUCGGCGCCACGGCCUCUUCCAUCCUGAACUGGGAGGAUGGCAAGUAUGAGAAGUUGCAGAAGACCGUAAAAUCUCCACGUGUGUUCCUCAUGGCUUUCAGAGCUGCUGAUGCAUGGCUUCGCGCUAAUGCUGCAGCACUGAGCGUUUCAAUGCCCGUUGUCGGCGUGAUGGGUUGCUAUGCUUGGAAUGCCACGGAGAGUAAGCGCAUGGCGCGCCAAAUCCGCAACCGACACUUCCAACCAGAGGCUUUUGCAGAGUAUGACCAACGGUUUUGCCUUUUUGACAGAAACAGGAUGCAGAAUGCUCCGAUGGUUGCCCUGGUUGGAUUGACAUCCACAGGGAAGUCCAGCACUUUGUCGCAGUACCUGAAAGAGAGGCCGAACCCCUUCUACCUGUCGCUCACGGAUGGUAACCUCUACGAUGCAGUGUAUGAGGAGCUGAAAAAGGCAGUCCUUUGUCUCCCUUUUUUGGCCCACCAUGUGCGUUGGGACGCUAGCAAGACGCGCAAGGACAUCGUCAUUGAAGUCUUCAAGCUGGUGCAGGAGCAGACUGGUUCGCCGGUGCAGCUGGGAGUGGAUGUGGUCUUGAACUCCACAACAUUGCCUGUAGAGGGGGCAGACAGAGCAGUGAAGACUGUGCAGAAUUUGUAUUUGCCAGCGCCAAGCUCAGUUCCAAGUUUCAGCCCCAUCAACAUCAUCAAGCUCGUCACGGAUGUGAAGUGGCUUUGUGCUGAUGCGAGGGUGGCUUCGGCAGUCAUAGCAUCCAGCGAGGGCUUGGAGCUUCUGAGCGUGAAUGAGCCAAGACUUCGGACGCUGAUAGCAGAGGAGAUGCCGCUCGAGAAAGCCAAGGAGUACCUCCAGCACAUCCACGCCAAGGACUACACGGACGAGAUGCUCAAGAAAAUCCCACGAACCUUCACUCUGCUUCAGUAUUUCAAGACAGCACCGGACAAGGAGGACUUUGCCCAUAAGGAGAUGGAGGUGUGGAUGGAGAGAGUAAAGGAGUCCAUACAACAUUGCUCCCGAGGUCGCAGGGCCGCCAAAGCCCUCUUCAGGAAAGCGCUUGACACAGUCGACUACGAUGACAUUUGCAAGCACUGCAAAGACAAGCCGAACUUCACGGCAAAUUUCGUGAGACCCAGCCUCUUUACCCCCACAGAAGGUGCGAAGUACAAGUUGCACAGCUUGAAACUCCGCUUCGAGUUUAAUCGCGUGGGGCCAAGCUACUUCGUCCUGAAGCCGCCGCUGCGACUGGAGGAGUACGAGAACCGGCCGGUCGAGGAGUCGAGUGAAGAGGAGUUCGGGGAAGAUCCUCUCUCUCCUACUGCGCCACAGCAGCCGCCGAAGGCGGGGUUUCGGGGCUUCGGGGGUUCCGGAACCCUAACCCGUUCGGAGUUUACGCAUUGGAGGUGUGUGCUUUGGGGCUUGCGGGCUUUGGGGCUUCGGGUUUUAAGGUGCUGGGUCUUGCUUUGCCUUAGGGGUUUCUCGUAUUAG